Messenger RNA from Fonticula alba, 711 nucleotides. RefSeq lists its product as hypothetical. Bases 1 to 711 code for a protein of 236 amino acids. Gene Ontology annotation, cellular component: cis-Golgi network; TRAPP complex; trans-Golgi network. Gene Ontology annotation, biological process: endoplasmic reticulum to Golgi vesicle-mediated transport; regulation of GTPase activity. Lineage: Eukaryota; Rotosphaerida; Fonticulaceae. The record is from RefSeq and is a predicted model, not a curated record. The transcript has 5 exons.
AUGUCCCUCACCCGGAAGCCGCCGACUGCCCCGGCCCAGCCGGCGCCCGGCCGUACCUCGCGGACGGGUCCGCCAUCCGGGCUGCCCGGGGCCCGGCCACCGGCCCCCCCGUCGGCCGGGGCGCCGCCAGCCGCCGGAGCGCCUGGGACGGUGACCGCCCGGCCACUUGGCCCGAUGGCCGGGGCCGCCGUCCGCAAGGUCGACACCGUCAUCAUGGAUCUCCUGCACAUGGAGCUCGUGAACUCCUACCUCCAGCGGGCGUCAGAUCCCACAAAGCCCCUGACCCCCGGCGAGAUCGAGACCUUCCGCCAGGAGAUCGAGGCAAUCGGCUCGGCAGCCGGGGCGCGCUUCUUUGCCAGCGAGUCCAUCCACUUGACUGCCUUCGGGCCGACGGAUGCCGUUCGCUUUGUGUGCAAUGGCUUGUGGCCAUGCUUUUUCCAGAACAACAUUUCCAACCUCCGAUCCAAUCGCCUGGAUGUCUUCGUCAUGACCGACAGCGCCUAUCGGCCAUUCACAUGGUGCUCAUCGAUGAAUGACUUCGCCCCGUCCGGCGGGGCGCACUCGGUCGCCUCGCAACUGAUGCCGUACACCUGGUUCGCGUGUGGUGCCAUCUCCGGUGCCCUGGCCGCCAGCGGCUGGAAGUGCAAGGUCACUUCGGAGAUCAACAAGGCUCCCGGAUGCGACUUCGUGGUUGUCAUCCUCAACGUUUGA